AUGCUCGCCGCCUACGGCAUUCUGCAGGAGCGGAUUAUGACACUGCACUAUAAUGGUGAAAUGUUUCGACACUCUGUGUUCCUCGUUCUGUGCAACCGAUUGGUGGCUGUGGUUUUUGCCAGCUUGAUAGCACGAAUGCACAAGGAAAGCCUGGGCAACAAGGCUCCUCUACAUUGUUAUUUGAUUGUCUCGCUGAGCAAUGUGAUUGCGAGUACAUGCCAAUAUGAAGCCCUCAAGCAUGUGUCCUUCGUUGUGCAGAUGCUUGGGAAGUCCUUCAAGAUGAUGCCUGUUAUGCUAUGGGGAAUGGCAAUGAGUGGAAAGCGGUACAGCUUGAGUGAUUGGAUGAUUGCAGCAGCAGUCACAACUGGAAUCACGGUGUUCUUGGUCUGUGGACCAACGCAUGCUCCCUCCGGCUCCAGCACAGCCAGCACAGCUACCGGCCUGCUUCUGCUCUGUGGCUUCUUGGCUUUCGACGGACUAACCUCCGUAAUGGAGGAGAAGCUUUUCAAGGACUAUGAAACGUCCAAGUGGAAUCAGAUCUUGUAUGUGAACUUGCUGUCCUCCACGACUUCUGCAGCAGCAUUGGUUGGAUCUGGAGAAAUGAUGCCGGCCCUGACCUUUGCACAUGCGCAUCCCGCUUUCGUAGCAGACGCGUCGUUUCUUAGCCUGUCAGCUGUCUCGGCGCAGUAUUUCAUCUAUUCCCAGAUUCGCGAGUUUGGAGCUGUGAUCCUUGCCUUGACGAUGAACAUUCGCCAGGCAAGGCGCUCACGGGUGGCUGCAUAA
Symbiodinium pilosum is the source of this 783-nucleotide messenger RNA. NCBI's taxonomy places the organism in Eukaryota, Dinophyceae, Suessiales, Symbiodiniaceae. The record is from the annotation of a GenBank genome assembly.